UAGCCUGGCCUAUAUCUUCGACAUCUCGUGCUCCAGUCCUUCAUGAUCCAUACGUGCAAUACAGCUUGUUUUGAACACUCGGCAGUACUCUUUGCAUAAUUUGCAUCUACUGCAGGCUGCAGACAGAAGCAGGAAGUUCUUCAUGCAGUUUUCUGCCAUGCCCAAUUGGCUCGAAUGAUCAUCCAGUAGCAGUGGUGCAGGUUUCUCCAGCAUCGUGCAUUGGUCUGUAAGCUGUCGUAAUCUCCCGAAGCUGACGAACCAAGUCAUCUGAAAGUGCUGCUUUCCAAAACAUAGCGGCAGCAGCAACUGCUCCUGGCCAGUUCAGCAUCAUGACGAGGGAUUGGCGAUUUCUGCUUAGCAUGUUUCUGGCUGCUUCGACACUGGUGGUACACGUACAAUGUACUUACGGCGUCGGAGGUGGUCUCAUGGUCGGGUUCUAUGAUGGUACGUGUCCAAGCGCCGAAGCGCUGGUUAAGGCAACGGUAGAAAGUGCUAUAGCCAGCGACAAAAGGAAUGGAGCUGGUCUAGUGCGCACAUUCUUUCAUGACUGCUUCGUUGAGGGCUGCGAUGCGUCCGUGUUGAUUGACUCCACCCCCGACAACUCAGCUGAGAAGGAUGGCCGUCCGAAUCUCACUUUGCAUGGAUUCGAAUUCAUAGAUAUGGCCAAGGCCAGCAUCGAGGCAGCAUGUCCAGGCGUAGUUUCCUGCGCUGACAUUGUCGCAAUCGCUGCCCGAGACAGUGUGCAUUUACUCGGAGGCCCAUACUACGAAGUGAAAACGGGUCGUCGCGAUGGACGAGUCUCGCUUGCCUCCGGAACUUCGGACAUCCCAAAUCCAAUAGACGACCUAGCGACUCUGACAAGCUCUUUCGCGAAAAAGGGGCUCUCUCAAUCACAAAUGGUCUCUCUCUCAGGCCUACACACAAUCGGUAAGGCCACAUGCGGAGCAUUCACAAACCGUCUGUACAACUUCAGCAGCACGGCGUCGACCGAUCCGACACUGGAUGCCGAGUACGCAGAGCAACUGAAAGCAGCGUGCCCGCCAGGGUCCGAAACCGGAACCACAGUGGUAGACAUGGACGUCGCAACGCCAGAACUCGUCGACAAUCAAUACUACGUGGGUCUAGUAGCACACAAAGGGCUGUUUACCUCGGACGAAGUGCUGUACACUUCCGCCGAAACCCAGCCUCAGGUGCUCCGCAACGCACAAAGUGCUUACUCGUGGACGAGCGAGGUCGUCAGGGACCUUACGGCCAUGGGAGACGUCGAGGUCAAGACCGGCAGCAAUGGCGAAAUCCGCCUGAACUGUCGUGUCAUCAACCCUUAAGCAAAUGCUGCUCUUCUCGAUCGAUCCGCGGGCCAGUCGAGAGCCCUUCCCUUCUCAGUUAUGCCCGAUACCCGUUCGUUUGGCGUCCGUCCUCGUUUGGAAGGCGGCCAUUUAAAAGAGUUCGAAGAAUUCAAAUUUUUUGCGUCCUUCCGAUGACUCCUAGUUUCAAAGUCUUUUUGUUUAAGGAAAUUCAUUAAUAUUUUUAUAUAUAAAAUUCAUAUAGUCAUAU
Molecule: messenger RNA, 1554 nt
Organism: Marchantia polymorpha subsp. ruderalis
Lineage: Eukaryota; Viridiplantae; Streptophyta; Marchantiopsida; Marchantiales; Marchantiaceae
Source: the annotation of a GenBank genome assembly